GCCUUUAUUUCUCUGCAUGAGCCAUGGAUGACUCAUGCUACGAAAAGGCAGAUUCAGGCGUAUAAAUACCAUUUGCAGACUUUAAGGUUUCAUCAUUCACAGCCAUCUCUUGGGAUCACUGCAACAGAUAAGGCAGAGGCAGAAGAUCAGAAGGAAGAACUUCUCGGCACAGAUUUAAGUAUGGGAAGCCAAAACCAAAUACAGAAACAAGUUCUUGGUAUACCCAUCAGAUCAACAAGAUUGUGCUUACCAGAUCCAACUACCGAAUACCAACUUCAAGCUUCAUCAGGGAAUUCUGCUACAUUCAAACAAAGUAAAGUGCAUUUAGUGCUCAAAAGGAUGAACAAGUUAGGAAAGAAAGCUGAUAGCUUUGCAAAUGGGGUCCGAGAACACGUGAGACUGGGGCCAAAGAUCACUGAAACUGUGAAAGGGAAGUUGAGUUUGGGGGCUAGAAUUCUUCAAGUUGGUGGGGUGGAGAGAAUUUUCAAGCAAUUGUUUAGUGCAAGAGAAGAGGAGAGAUUGUUGAAGGCUUGCCAAUGCUAUUUAUCAACCACGGCAGGUCCCAUAGCAGGCCUCCUUUUCAUCUCCACAGAAAAAGUUGCCUUCUGCAGUGAGAGAUCAAUUAAGAUCUCUUCUCCAAAUGGAGAAUUGCUUAGAGCUCGUUACAAGGUUCUUAUUCCAAUUGGGAAAAUAAAGAGAGUAAACCAGAGUGAAAACAUGAAGAAAUCAUCACAGAAGUACAUGGAGAUAGUUACAGUUGAUGAUUUUGAUUUCUGGUUUAUGGGAUUUUUGAACUAUCAGAGAGCUUUAAAGUGUAUUCAGCAGGCAAUCUCCCAGAGAUAUUAGAUGAUAGACAAGUCACAGUUUCUAGGUGACUUAGAGAUGUUUGUUUGUAUCUCUCCUCUUCUUUCAUCUGAUUUAUUUGCAUGAAAUGAUGAGGAAAUCCAACAAGAGUAAAUGGAAUUGUAAAAAGUUCUUGUUGAUGAAACUGUAUGCUUCUCAUCUUCUGUUAUCUUAAACUUUGGGUCCUAUCUGCAUAUAUGGAAUUUGAUGCUAUUGCUGCUCAAAUUUUCAACUCUUCAUUCUUAAUUAAUUCUUCAAUCCAAA
Molecule: messenger RNA, 1107 nt
Organism: Rubroshorea leprosula
Lineage: Eukaryota; Viridiplantae; Streptophyta; Magnoliopsida; Malvales; Dipterocarpaceae
Source: the annotation of a GenBank genome assembly